AUGAGUGACAAGGCUAUCUUUGCAGCUGGAUGCUUUUGGGGAGUUGAGCACAUUUACAACAAACACUUUAAGCACCUUGGUAUCAAGACUCGAGUUGGUUAUACGGGUGGUCAAGUGGAGAACCCUGAAUACCAAGAGGUGAAGAAGGGAUCGACUCAACAUGCUGAAGCCAUCGAGAUUGUGUUUGACCCCAAGCAAGUGUCUUAUGAAACGUUGGUGGAAUUCUUUUACAAGAUGCAUGAUCCCACCACUCUCAACGCCCAGGGCCCUGAAGAUAUUGGAACACAAUACCGAUCUGCCAUCUUUUAUCUCUCCGAAGAACAAAAACAAAUUGCUGAACAAGUGACACAACAAGUACAAGAAGCCCAUUACAAGGGUACUCCUAUCGUUACUGAAAUCACACCUGCAAGCAAGUUUUACGAUGCUGAAGAAUACCACCAAUUUUACUUGGAGAAGAAUCCAGAAGGUUAUGCAUGCCCAACUCAUUAUCUACGAUGGUAA
Molecule: messenger RNA, 501 nt
Organism: Lichtheimia ornata
Lineage: Eukaryota; Fungi; Mucoromycota; Mucoromycetes; Mucorales; Lichtheimiaceae
Product: peptide-methionine (S)-S-oxide reductase
Exons: 6
Coding region: 1-501 (166 amino acids)
Molecular function (GO): peptide-methionine (S)-S-oxide reductase activity
Source: RefSeq, a predicted model, not a curated record